CUCACUUGGUUCCUCAGCACAGUCAGCUGCGUACACAGGCACCAUGCUGAGUCCCGUGCGCUGGUCGUGCGCUUUCAUCGUCGCUUUUCUUCUUGUAUCUGGAUGCCACUGCGAGGAUAACCGAAAACUUUUGGUCUUCCUCAUCGACGGGUUCCGCUAUGAUUACAUGGACGAUCUGCAGAACCUGCCCGGGUUUCAAGAAAUUGUACACAACGGCGUCAAAGUGGAUUACAUGACUCCAGACUUUCCGAGUCUGUCCUACCCCAAUUAUUACUCCCUCAUGACUGGUCGCCAUUGUGAUGUGCACCAAAUGACAGGGAAUUAUAUGUGGGAUCAGCACUCGUCAGAGGAAUUUCUAAUUGGAACCAAUCCAAGCAGCCGCUUACCGAUGUGGUGGGAUGGCUCUGAACCCCUCUGGGUAACUGUGCAGAAACAAGGCAAGAAAGCCUACAUGUACUACUGGCCAGGUUGUGAAGUGACGAUUCUUGGUGUAAAGCCCACAUUCUGUGAGAAAUAUGUUACCAGUCCUUCUUUGAAGAAUCUAAAUGAUGCCAUAGAGAAUGGUCUCAAUGUGCUAAAGAACGAUGUGGCAGACAUGGUAGCUGUGUACUAUGAGAACAUUGAUGUGGAGGGACACCACUUUGGUCCAGGGUCCGAGCAGGUGCGGACUGCUGUCCGCUCACUGGACGCGGCAUUCCAGACUUUAAACCACAAGAUCAAGGAGAAAGACUUGGAAGAUGACUUGAAUGUCAUCAUGUUCUCUGACCAUGGGAUGACUGACAUCAAGUGGAUGGAUAAGGUUAUUGAACUGGAGGCUUACAUAAACAUGUCCAAUAUGAUAAAUAUGAUGGACAGAGGGCCAGUUGUCAGUCUGUGGCCUAAACCAGCAAUGCUUGAAGAGACAUAUAAAGCAUUGCAGGCAGCAAAAAACAUGAAGGUGUAUCGGACACAUGAGAUCCCGGAUCGCUAUCACUAUAAGCGUGGAAAAUUUGUCUCACCAUUAACACUUGUUGCUGACCCUGGAUGGUUCAUCACUGAGAACAAAUCUACACUGCCUUACUGGCAGAAUGAUACAGGAGAACCGAUGGGCUGGCAACAUGGUUGGCAUGGCUAUGACAAUGAGUUCCUGGACAUGAGGGGCUUUCUUCUGGCUCAGGGACCAGCCUUCAAGAAGAAUUUCCGAGCAGGGCCGAUCAGAUCAGUGGAUGUGUAUAAUUUAAUGUGCAACACCCUUGACAUCCAUCCCCUUCCCAACAAUGGCUCCUGGUCUCGAGUGGAGUUUAUGCUGACAGGCUCUGCUGAUUCUAUACAGCCUGCGCUGCUGUACAGCUGUGUGCUGGCAAUCCUGUUAGUGCUACUGGUUUCUCGGUUUUAGAAACAACAUACGCAUCUUCCUUCUGCAGAACUGCACUAGGGCUAUAAUCAGUACUGUUUAAAGGCCAUUUGACGGUCAACUGAUGAUUCGGUAUAUAUAAAUAAUAACUCCUAUGUUUCAGUACACUAUAUCAGAAAAAAGUCGGAUAGAAUAACUAGAAAUUUCGGUUAAAACUGUACAUAUAGCCGAAUAUAACUAAAAUUGGUGAAAUUAAAUGCUGGUUAGGUUAAUAAAAGGUGGUCCAACUCUUGGCACAUACACAAAAAAUUAAUAAAUAUUUAAGGUCAGACACUUGCUCGUUAUUUUGAAAGAACAACCUUUCAAUUCUUUAUGACUUGCUUCACUAUGACACUAUGACAGAUACUUUAAUUCUAUUACACUAAUUUACCAUGUAUUCAGUGUUGUGGAUGCUUUUGUAUCCACUCCAUUUUGAUCCUAAUGGCAGUAAAAUAAGAAUUUGUGAUGCCCCUACCCCCCCCCCCCCAAAAAAAAAAAAAACAAGUUUCUGCACUCUAUUGAAUGUAAAGAAAUGUGCUGUUUUAAUUUUCCAGCAAGUGGAGAUCUGUUUUCUCAUCAUCACCAUUUCUGAAUAAGCUGUAUGUAUAUGUGUCAGGUUUAGUAAGCAUGCAGUUUUUGAAAUAAAAAACAUGUUUUUGUCCUAUUUUCAAGGAUCAACCAUGUUGAUCUGGAUCCUUGACACAUUUACAAUUGCAGUUGUUUUUACAAUUUGGAUUUGUGCUAAAAUUGUGGUUGGAAACAACUUCAUAAUUGUUAAGAUGUUUAAGGUGAUAUUAAUUCCAAUGGUCAUAUUUCACUUCGUGCUUAACAGGGAUUUGAAACCAUGGCUUGGUUGAUGACAAAUGGUUAUAAAGUGUUAGGAAGGCUAAAAAUUACUAAUAUUUUUCCUGGCUUGGUGUGAAUUACAUGAAACUUGUUUUCGUAGUAAAUAUUACUAUUCGUAAUGGCCAAGUAUUCAUUAAGUCAUGCCUAUUCAAGUCAACAAAGUUGAAUCCAAUAGUGACUACAGAAUGUAACACAGUAAGGAACCUUGUCACAUUGGUUCUAUAUUAUGGUUUUAUUACCUGUAUGCUUCUUUGAUAAAUCUGUUCACCCACUGAUAAUAAGUA
Messenger RNA from Ictalurus furcatus (blue catfish), 2502 nucleotides. RefSeq names its product ectonucleotide pyrophosphatase/phosphodiesterase 6 (gene enpp6). The transcript has 8 exons. NCBI's taxonomy places the organism in Eukaryota, Metazoa, Chordata, Actinopteri, Siluriformes, Ictaluridae. Bases 44 to 1375 code for a protein of 443 amino acids. The record is from RefSeq and is a predicted model, not a curated record.